AUGAAUGAGUUGGCCGACAAGAUGAUCAGCUUCGGUGCCGUCGAGGCGAUCAAUCUGGACGGCGGCGGCAGCACCCAGAUGUGGAAGAACGGCGUGCAGAUUGGCUACAGCUCAGAUCGCAACACUUACGGGGUGCUAGCCGGGACUUACGAGCCAGGUUGCCCCAUCGGCGAGGGAAAGGGCAAUUUGAGUGCCUUCGAGUGCGCGCGCAAGAUCAGCACCAUCAUCUGCAUCCACGAGGCCAAUAGCGGCUUAACGUCGUUCCUCGCAUCCCCGAGAACGCAGGCGGGGUCGCAGGUCUCGGCUCUGUCGCUCGGAACCCUGGUCGUCGGAUUGUGCUUGGGCGCCGCCAUCGGCGCGGUCGCCUCGAAAAUGUGGAGCAAGAAAGAAGGUAAAGGCGUCGAUCUGAACGGGGACGACUCAGUGAAACGGGGUAGCUCAACUUCUUCCCGCGCGAAGACGAUGCUUCAGAGUGCGAUGGGUGAGUCGACGGGCUUACAGCAGGCCUGCUCCUCAAAGGCACAGGAGAUGACCGUUCUCUCGCUCCCCCCCUCCGUAUUCCAGGUUUCCGUUCGCUUCUGCACCAUGCUGCACCAUCGCAGUUGCUUGGUUACUCUCUGCAAAGCUACUGCAGCCACCGCGUGUGGGUUAUUUCUCUUAACUCAGUGCCGCCAGCCAUGGAAUUUUGUUGCUCUCCGUCGACUGGCCGCGGCAAGACGAGUCGUUGCGUGCCUUCAGGCUGCCAGCCACUUAGCACGCUUGUGA
Prorocentrum cordatum is the source of this 765-nucleotide messenger RNA. NCBI's taxonomy places the organism in Eukaryota, Dinophyceae, Prorocentrales, Prorocentraceae. The record is from the annotation of a GenBank genome assembly.